Molecule: messenger RNA, 522 nt
Organism: Guyanagaster necrorhizus
Lineage: Eukaryota; Fungi; Basidiomycota; Agaricomycetes; Agaricales; Physalacriaceae
Exons: 2
Coding region: 1-522 (173 amino acids)
Biological process (GO): regulation of transcription by RNA polymerase II
Molecular function (GO): DNA-binding transcription factor activity, RNA polymerase II-specific; RNA polymerase II cis-regulatory region sequence-specific DNA binding
Source: RefSeq, a predicted model, not a curated record
AUGGCUAGCGUACCUACGGUGAAUGUAGGCGGUCAAACAUUCCCCUUGGUGGUCAGUAAGCAGAACGUAACAACUGGUCGGACCGCCAAGGCUAGUCACAAUCGGCGGAAACAGGAUGCGACAUUUAUGUGUCCUGUUCCCGGCUGUGGAAGUACAUUUACGAGAAGCUUCAAUCUCAAAGGCCACAUACGCUCUCAUAACGAAGAGAAACCAUUUGUCUGUCCAUGGCCCGGAUGUGGUAAAGGCUUUGCACGACAACAUGAUUGCAAGAGACACGAGCAGCUGCAUUCCAACUACCGGCCAUUUUCAUGUGAGCCUUGUGGGAAGAUGUUUGCCAGGAUGGACGCCCUCAACCGGCAUUUGAGGAGCGAAGGAGGAGCAGAGUGUGCCAGACUCCUAGAAGGUCGGGGCGUGGAGGACGGGACGGGGACGACACCACCUCUGACGAACACGAAUGGCGAGGAGACUCUUAAAGUCGAGGCUGAUUGGGAUGGCGGGGCCGGACUUGCUUUAGCUGUAUAG